CGCUGACGCAUCCAAGCUGAUAGAUCCCCACAUACACCGUGCGUCAAGGAACGUCCGGGGCGCCACUACGAUACUACUACUUAUAAAGGGCUGCCCGCCCUCACCUUUACUUUGUUUGGCACACGACCAAAACGGCAUUAUUUUUUUAGCAACCCGCGCUCUUGACCUCUAACUCUGCUUUAACUUUUCUACCAUCAACCACCAGUCUACUUUUUGCCUUCACAACUCUUCACAUAGGUUCACUCUCGGCUUUCUUGUUGCACGCCCAUCUGUGAGUGAGACAUCUCUCACUAGCCAGCAACGCUCGGUCGCCUCCACAUCACCAUGGCACCCAGCGCCGUACACUCAGAGUCUCCAGCGGCGUACUCACACCCACUCAAGCAAGCAAGACAUGGUCUCCCCUCACUUGAGUCGCAGAUGUCCACCGAUGGGCACAACCCAGUGAACUCCUUCGCCAAUGGCAAUGGCCACGUGGAUGGCAACAAUGGUAUUCACAAGAUCAACGGUCACGAACCCCGCCCUCAGAAUAGCACAGACGUCGUCACAUCACAGUUUCUACUCGAACAGUCACAGAAGAUUGCGUCUGGCGGCGGUUCAGGCUCCUCAAAGCAGCCAAACAUCUUGUACAUUAUGGCUGAUCAGAUGACUGCGCCGCUCCUCAAGAUGAACAACCCAAAUUCCGUCAUCAAGACACCAAACCUCGACAAGCUUGCAGAGACAGGCGUCGUAUUCUCUAGUGCCUACUGUAACUCUCCUCUUUGCGCGCCUUCGAGGUUCACCAUGUGCACGGGACAGCUGCCUUCCAAGAUUGGUGGCUACGACAAUGCUUCUAUCCUCGCACCUGAAGUGCCGACUUACGCACAUUACCUCCGAGCUGAAGGCUACGAGACCGCGCUCGCUGGGAAGAUGCAUUUCAUUGGACCUGACCAGCUUCACGGUUUUGAGCACAGACUUACCACAGAUAUCUAUCCUGCUGACCUGGGAUGGUCAGUGAACUGGGACAAGCCUGAGGAGCGACAGGAGUGGUUCCACAACAUGUCUUCGGUUAUGCAAGCCGGCCCUACUGUGCGAACCAACCAGCUGGACUACGAUGAGGAAGUCAUGUUCAAGUCCUCUCAGUUCCUCCACGAGUACGUGCGCGAGCCGGCUGAGACACGUCGUCCAUUUGCUCUUACCGUAUCUCUGACGCACCCUCAUGACCCUUACGCUAUGCUUCGAAAGUACUGGGAUCUCUACGAAGAUGUUGACAUACCUCUUCCUGAGAAUGAGAUUCCUCAAGAACAGCAGGAUCCACACUCCCAACGCAUCAUGAAGUGCAUCGACCUUUGGAACAAUCCAUGUCCUGAUGAAGCGAAGCUGCGCGCUCGUCGUGCUUACUUUGCCGAGUGCAGCUUUGUUGACGACCAGGUCGGCAAACUCGUGCAGAUUCUCAGGGACUCUUACCUCGACCAAGACACCGUCAUUGUCUUUUCAGGUGACCACGGCGAUAUGCUCGGUGACCGAGGCCUCUGGUACAAGAUGUCCUGGUUCGAGAAUAGCGCACGAGUGCCCAUGCUCAUCAACUACCCCUCAAAGUUCAAGCCGAAGCGUGUGACAGAGUCGGUGUCUACCAUGGACCUCCUUCCCACGUUCAUUGACCUUGCUGGAGGAGAUGCGUCAGCCAUCCUACCCAUCGACGGUGACAGUCUGUACGACUACCUAGUCUCGGAUAAGCCCGGCAAGGACGAGGUCUUUGGUGAGUACAUGGGCGAAAGCACCGUUACCCCCACAUACAUGAUUCGUCGUCACCAGUGGAAGUACACUUGCUCUUUGGUCGAUCCGCCGCAGCUGUUCGACCUUGUCAGCGACCCCAAGGAGCUCAAUAACCUUGCUGUCUCUGACAAGCCACAUCACCAAGAGGUGUUGGACAAGUUCGAUGCUGAGGCUCGCGCCAAGUGGGACUUCCAGCAGAUUCACCUAGACGCGCUCAAGAGCCAACGCUAUCGCCGAACCUGCUGGAAAGCGCUGCAGCUCGGCCGCAAGGAGCACUGGGACUACGAGCCUCCUGCCUCCGGCAGGGACAAGUUCAUCCGUUCCCAUAUCCCACUGGACGACCUUGAGCUCCGAGCUAGGUUCCCUGUCGUCGACCAACUUGGUCGCGAGCAAUCCGCAACUGCAUCUCACCACGGUCUCGCUGGUGCCCGCGGCGAGUAAGUCAAGUGCAUCGCCAUGCCCAACCUUUCUCUUGUUCACCUACUUUUUGCUUCAUUCGCAGCCCUUCAGCGAUUCAUGAUGAUGAUUUUACGACUUCAACGGCGUUAAGAUUUGGAGAUAUAACAGCACGCGAUGCAUAGCGAUCUUCAAAGCAUGAGUAAAACUGCGGUGGAACCACUUUGUACAAAUGUAUAGUAGCUAUAAUAAAAAACCGACAAAACCUAAUAAAACUUGAUGAGUCGGGAU
Molecule: messenger RNA, 2439 nt
Organism: Didymella exigua CBS 183.55
Lineage: Eukaryota; Fungi; Ascomycota; Dothideomycetes; Pleosporales; Didymellaceae
Product: choline-sulfatase
Exons: 3
Coding region: 325-2193 (622 amino acids)
Source: RefSeq, a predicted model, not a curated record